UAAAGCAAUCUUGGGGUUGUGUUAUUUUUAUAAACGGGUUCUCUGAGACUUGUAAUUAAUUUUUUAGGCUUUAGAAGGAGAGUGAUAAUGACACUGGUUUGUAAAGCUGAAAUUUUAACUGCAAGUGAAACCCCCAAUAGAGAUAAUUUUAUUUUUCAGAUAAGACUCAUCUGUGCUUUGAAACAGAGAGCUGUCAACCAAAGAGGCCACUUGACACACACGUAUCACAUGCACGUCAGGCCUUCUAAAGGCAAUGGUGAAAGAAAAGAAAAGACUGGACAGAAAGGGGGACAAGCCUGCCCGCUCUCCCUCCGCACUCUCGGAUUAUCCAGAGUUCUCCAAACAAGAUGGGGAUGCCACCAGGCAAGAAGGUGCUGUCCAGCUGGGAAUGCAGCUCAGUGGAGCAGAAUCCAAAAGGGAGUCCAGAAACCACCAUCAGGGUGAAGGUGCCACUCAAUAUGAAGAGCCCAUUCUGACCAAGCUCAUAGUUGAAAGCUAUGAAGGGGAAAAAGUCCAUGGACUCUAUGAGGGAGAAGGCUUUGCAGUCUUUCAAGGCGGUUGUACCUACCAUGGUAUGUUUUCAGAAGGACUCAUGCAUGGACAAGGGACUUAUAUUUGGGCCGACGGAUUGAAGUAUGAGGGAGACUUUGUGAAGAACGUUCCCAUGAGCCACGGCGUGUACACAUGGCCAGACGGCAGCACCUAUGAGGGAGAAGUGGUGAGCGGCAUAAGGAACGGAUUCGGCACAUUCAAGUGCAGCACGCAGCCUGUGUCCUACGUUGGGCACUGGUGCCACGGCAGGAGACAUGGGAAGGGCUCCAUUUAUUACAAUCAAGAGGGCACCUCUUGGUACAAGGGAGACUGGGUGUACAACAUCAGGAAGGGAUGGGGCAUCAGAUGUUACAAAUCUGGAAAUAUAUAUGAAGGUCAGUGGGAAAACAAUAUGCGCCAUGGGGAAGGCAGGAUGAGAUGGCUGACAACUAAUGAAGAGUACACUGGUCAGUGGGUGAAGGGGGUCCAGAAUGGCUUUGGAACACACAUAUGGUUUCUAAAGAGAAUCCCUACUUCCCAGUAUCCUUUGAGAAAUGAAUACGUAGGAGAGUUUGUAAACGGAUAUCGUCAUGGCCAUGGAAAGUUUUACUAUGCCAGUGGAGCCAUGUAUGAGGGAGAAUGGGUUUUCAAUAAGAAACAUGGCAUGGGCCGAUUAACUUUCAAGAAUGGGCAUGUGUAUGAUGGCCCGUUUUCCAGUGACCACAUAGUGGAGUUUCCAAAUCCUGAAGUUGAAUCGAUAAGUGACAUGGACCAGUCUUCAGAAUCUGCUGCCAGGAGCCAGUCCCAAGGGCCUUCCUCCAUCAGUGCUGAAAUUAUCAGAAAGCUUGACGGUAGUGAAAGUAACUCCGUAUUAGGAUCAAGCAUUGAGCUGGACCUGAGCUUGCUGCUGAACAAGUACCCUGAGAAAGACCAACCAGAGGAAAGGAGGCAGGUAGAAUAUGCUAUCUUAAGAAAUAUUACAGAAUUAAGAAGAAUCUAUAACUUUUACAGCAGCCUAGGAUGUGAUCGCUCUAUGGAUAACACCUUUCUGAUGACAAAGCUUCACUUCUGGAGGUUUCUAAAGGACUGCAGACUUCAUCACCAUAACAUGACUCUUGCUGAUAUGGACAGGGUAUUAAGUGCCAAUAAUGACAUACCAGCUGAAGAAAUCCAUUCUCCAUUUACAACAAUACUUUUGAGAAUGUUUCUGAAUUACCUCCUGCAGUUGGCUUACCACAUUCAUCACAAAGAAUACCAAAGUAGAAGCCCAUCGCUCUUUUUGUGUUUUACAAAACUGAUGGCUGAGAAUAUUCAUCCAAAUGCUUGCUGUGUAAAAGGCAUCUUAUUCAGUGGGCAGCAGCAGACGCUCUAUUCGAUGAACUACAUCGAUAAGUGCUGGGAGAUUUAUGUGGCGUACUGCAGGCCAAGUGCAGCGCCUCCCCACGAGCUUACGAUGAAGAUAAGACAUUUCCUCUGGAUGUUGAAGGAUUUUAAAAUGAUAAAUAAAGGAUUAACAGCAACCAAAUUUGUGGAGCUCAUAGCAGAGGACAACCCUUCCUUGGAUGACGGCAUUGACAGCAACUUUGAACUUGAGCUGGUUUUCCUGGAAUUCUUUGAAGCUCUCUUAAGCUUUGCAGUCAUCUCUGUCACUGACCAAAGGACAAAAUCCUACUUAAAUAUUCCACAUGAUGACUUGCCUGGAAACAAACAUGCAAGUGUUUACACAGUAACAAAUCAGAACAGGAGUCCAUGUGCAGUAACAAGCCAGGAAUCAGAUAUACCCUAUGACAGCACCAAGUCAUCUUCAAGCAAGUUAGCACCCUCACUUGGCAUCAGCAAAAUAAAGAAAUCAGAGCUCAUGGCCAGGAAGUCCCCAAGUGAUGAAAUAAUUCCCAAAAUGAAAUUUAAGUCUUCAGGAAAAGAGCUAACCUUUCUAUCUCAAAAUGAGACAAAAGAAAAACCCAAGGAUGAACAAAAGGAGAAACUCAAUAUGUGGAUCAAUAAUGUGUAUACCUUCUUUGUGAACACGCUCUUCCAGGCACAUAAGCAUGAAGAAACUCUCAAGGAGAAAAUAAAGGAAGACAGGUCACAUGCCGCGGCAAUGGCCCAACAAAGGAAAAUUGAAAAUGAUGCACUGGAAGCAAGGCUGAAUAGCUUGAGAGAGGAAGAGGCCAAGAGACAAGGCUAUGAGGUUGACAUCACCGUGGUCACAGAACUGGUGGAUACCCUGUCCUUGAACUUCAUGCCCAGCCCCCCUAAAGAGGACAUAGUGGUGUCCCAAGCCAGCAAGUCCACCCCAAGUAAGAAAAAGAAAAAGUAGAGAUUACUGGUUUGUAAGUGGGCCAGAAGAAUAAGCAGGUGUAAAGGAGUGUAGAACCAAAGCAUACUACCCAAUUUCCUAACUAAUAAAGUUAUUAGAAGUACAGCACAGUGUUUUGGAAAUAUGACUACCUGGGCACACUGUGUGUCGUUUCUUAUGUGGUUGGAUCAUUAAAAUGCCUGUGUUUUGAAAACUGAGCUGAGUGAAAUAUAAGCAUAUGGGUGUAUUCAUUGUUUUUUAAAAAGUCAAAGUAUUGGUGUUAAGUUUAGAAUCUGAUAGCGCCAAUCAGAAGACAGUAGGAGUGGAUCAAAUUUUUAAACAUUUCCUUAGGUCCCCCUCCCCCAGCCUAGAACGCCACCCCGGCCCCUCGUGACCACCCCGUGUCCAGAUCCUACCCAUGUCCUCCACAUGUGGCCUCUCGCCGGGCUCCUUCCCUGGUUCUCUCCCACCAUGUCCACAGCAGUGCAAACACCACCACACGGCCAGGAGGCCAAACAACAGGAACAGGGGCCGGUAUGCACUUGGCGGUUAAGGGAGUACUUUAGUCUGUUAGAAAAUGCUAUGCUAAUAACGUGUUAAAUUUCAGGGUAGCUACCAAAAGCAUAAACAUACAACCUACAACUUCCAAACUAGCAGAAGAAAGAAACUAUUAUCCCACAAAAAGCUGGAAAAAGGGAAAACUACAAAACACAAAGGUGAAAUCAGAUGAUGCAUAAGAUGGCAGAAGUACAAACACACCAGUCGUCACCCAUGUGAGCAGGUCAAACUCACCUCUUCCUCCCCCGCCCCUCAAAUCCCGAGAUAAUGAUUGAAUCAGAAAAAUCAAAAUUUACUUCAGUGUUUCUCUUUGCAAGGAAAACACCUUAAACAAAACCAGAUAGAAAGGAUGAAAAUAAAGAUACAGAAAAAGAUACACCAGGAAAAUCUAAUAAAGAUGACUGGAAUAGCACACAAUAUUAAAAACAAAAAACAGAAUUUAAAGCAAACAUCUGCGUAAUAGAGAUAAAAGUAAAAAUGAUAAAAGGACCAAUAACUAAGGAGGUACAUUAUACAUUAUUCAUGCACAUCUUACACACCAGCCUUUCAAAAGCUGAGUGUUACAGUGAAGAAAACUACAGUCAUGAUGGAAGAAACAGACCAGGAAGAGAAACAUCUGGUAAGGUUAGAACUUAACAGUCUGAACUAACACACACAGUUAGAAACCAGAGUGCAACAGAGGAUAAACAGACAAAAACACAGAAUGUACCUUAGGUUGAGAUGUGCCAUUUCAAAUGCUGCAUCAGAGACCACGAUCUAAUGCACUGCAACUAAUAAGUCAGCAACAAACACAUACAAUGAAGCAAGCCUGCAUCACUGGAAACUAGAACAACCUUCAGUAACUCAUGGGUUAGUGGGAAAUCAUAAUGGAAAUUGUGAAUUAUGCAAGAGAGGCUCUACACUGAUGGGAAGUCACUUCCUCUCUCCCUGAACUUAGUAGGCUCCUGCAGAUUGGGGAAUUGCUGUGGAGAGCCCUCUUAGGGCCCAGGUAGUCCCAGUUUUACCAGACCAUGCCUGGCUAGUUUUCACCAAAACUCUGGGAUGGCCAGACCACCAACAGUCCGGUGAAGUUAGAGAAAAUGCUCAGCUGCGAAAUGCACACAACUGCAGUGACUCGGGAGGCCCACGUGACAGAUGAAGGACACGCUAUGUUCAGGACACCCUGGCAUGCUUUCAGGAAGUUCUGCGUGUUAUCUGUGGUCUAAGAAUCAAGCUAGUACUCAACAUAAAAGCCAACUUAGCAACUACUUUGGGCAAAUGCCUCAUAGUUUUUCACUUCAGGUCUAGUGACUGGAGUAUGUACCCCCAACUCUGAGCUCCAGCUGCUCGAAUAUCCCCAAGGAUGAGCCAGGGGCUUCCUGGCUAGUGUAGUCUACAAACAAGC
This is a messenger RNA of Manis pentadactyla (Chinese pangolin), 4772 nucleotides long. RefSeq names its product radial spoke head 10 homolog B-like. The transcript is spliced from 19 exons. NCBI's taxonomy places the organism in Eukaryota, Metazoa, Chordata, Mammalia, Pholidota, Manidae. The coding region runs from base 254 to 2851 and encodes 865 amino acids. The record is from RefSeq and is a predicted model, not a curated record.